AUUCUUUUCUACUUGAAGGCUGCAACCACUGGGUUUGCAGCACCUCUAAAGAAUAUCAAAUUUUCCCUCCCCUGAUAAGUAAAUGACUGAAAGCUACAGUGAAAAUCAUUUUGCUUUUUUCUUAUCUUUAGCUACUGUAUAGUGUGUUGCGAUGAAGCCCUUUAAAUAAUUAAGCAUUCUUUUAUGGGUGGAGGAACCAUUUCUGCUGUUGCAUUAGCCACUGUUUUGGAAAGGAGGGAAACGUUGAGCCCCCCUCAGCUUUGUAGGGCUGACCUUGCUGUUUGUUCGGAGCACAUUUUUCAUCGUGACUAAGGACCAUUUUCGUUCAAACUGUGCAUUUCAGGAACUGCAGUUUGAAAGGCUGACUCGAGAACUGGAGGCCGAACGCCAGAUUGUAGCAAGUCAGCUGGAGCGAUGCAAGCUUGGGUCCGAGACUGGCAGUAUGAGCAGCAUUAGUUCAACAGAAGAGCCAUUUCACUGGCAAACACAAGAUGGACAGAAGGACAUUGAAGAUGAACUAACUACUGGCUUGGAACUGGUUGACUCCUGCAUUCGAUCUUUGCAAGAAUCUGGAAUACUUGACCCUCAGGAUUACUCAGCGAGUGACAGGCCCAGCCUUCUUUCCCAGAGUGCACUGCAACUCAAUUCCAAAUCAGAAGGGUCUUUCCAGUACACUGCAAGCUACCAUAGCAACCAAACCCUUGCCCUGAGUGAUUCAACAGCAUCACAGCUCUCCACGCGGACCAGUCAAGGCAGAGGUGCCAUUCAGAGCUACAAUCAGGUGACAACGUGCCGAACUGGAGCUGAACAUACCCAAACACAUACUGCUUCGCAGGCAAGAGACUCGUUUGUGCCAAGCCAUGGGAGUGCAUUUCAUUUGCCUGACUCUCAGCAUUCCUCAACAGUUUAUUAUUCGAGUUCCACUCUGCCAGCACAAAGAGUGAGCUCUCCUCUUUCCAUGCAGCAGGUAGGCUCUCCAACCAAACUUCAACGUGCAGGAUCAGCUUCAGAAAGUACGGGCUAUAGUACUACACAGCGAGUUUCUUCACCCAAACAAUCUCCUAGCCGUUUGGCAAAGUCUUAUAGUACCAGCUCUCCAAUCAACAUCAUUGUAUCGACUGCUGGACUUCCCCCCUCUCCUGUAAGGGUUGCAUCCCCGCCUACUAUUCAGUCAAACAUCUCCUCCUCUCCCAUACAUCAGCUAAGCUCAUCAGUUGUCAGCUAUGCCACUCUUUCACCUACAAAACGAUUGAUACAUACUUCGGACCAAUACAGCAAGCAAUCACAAGAACUGUAUGCCACUGCUACCCUUCAGAGACCUGGAAGUCUAGCAGCUGGAUCACGUGCCUCGUACACCAGCCAACACAGCCAUUUACCCCCUGAACUGAGAAAUUUACAGUCUCCUGAACAUCACAUAGACCCAAUUUAUGAAGACCGGUUAUACCAGAAGCCUCCUAUGCGGAGCCUCAGUCAGAGUCAGGGGGAUCCACUGCAGUCAACACUCACAAGCACUUACCGCACAACGACAGCCCCAUCCUCCCCUGGUGUCGACUCCGUACCCUUACAACGCACAGGUAGCCAGCAUGGUACACAGAAUGCAACAACCGCCUACCAGAGGGCCAGUUACGCUGCAGGCCCAGCUUCUAAUUAUGCAGACCCAUACCGACAACUUCAAUACUGUCCUUCAGUUGAAUCACCGUACAGCAAAUCUGGGCCAGCCAUCCCACCCGAAGGGACCUUGGUUAGAUCACCUUCCAUCGACAGCAUUCAGAAGGAUCCCAGGGAAUUUGGCUGGCGAGACCCAGAACUUCCUGAAGUCAUACAGAUGUUGCAGCAUCAGUUCCCUUCUGUACAGUCCAAUGCAGCCGCCUAUUUACAGCAUCUCUGUUUUGGGGACAACAAGAUUAAAGCAGAAAUAAGGAGGCAAGGUGGAAUUCAGUUACUUGUUGACCUACUAGAUCAUCGAAUGACAGAAGUGCAUCGUAGUGCAUGUGGGGCCUUAAGAAACUUGGUUUAUGGAAAACCAAAUGAUGACAACAAAAUUGCCUUGAAAAACUGUGGUGGCAUUCCAGCACUUGUAAGGCUGCUUCGCAAGGCUUCAGAUAUAGACAUCAGAGAACUUGUUACAGGAGUUCUUUGGAACCUGUCAUCAUGUGAUGCAUUGAAAAUGCCAAUUAUACAGGAUGCCCUGGCUGUGCUAACAAAUUCAGUCAUCAUUCCUCAGUCUGGCUGGGACAACUCACUACAUCAGGAGGACCGCAAAAGUCAGCUUCAUUCCUCGCAAGUCCUACGUAAUGCCACUGGCUGCCUAAGAAAUGUCAGCUCUGCUGGAGAGGAAGCUCGUCGUCGAAUGAGGGAGUGUGAAGGACUUACUGAUGCAUUGCUGUAUGUAAUACAGGCAGCUCUAGGAAGCAGUGAUAUUGAUAGCAAGACUAUUGAAAACUGUGUAUGCAUCUUACGGAACCUCUCCUAUCGGCUAGCUGCAGAAACAUCUCAGGGACAGCAAAUGGGGACAGAUGAACUUGAUGGAUUGCUGUGCAGUGAUGUCAAUGGCAAGGAUUCUGAGAGUUCAGGAUGUUGGGGCAAGAAGAAGAAGAAAAAGAAAUCACAAGAUCAGUGGGAUGGUGUUGGCCCCCUUCCAGAGUGUGCUGACCCUCCAAAAGGGAUCCAAAUGCUGUGGCAUCCUUCAAUAGUCAAACCCUACCUCACUCUUCUUUCUGAAUGUUCUAAUCCUGACACACUAGAAGGUGCUGCAGGGGCCCUCCAGAACUUGGCAGCCGGGAGCUGGAAGAUGUUAUUGAAAGAGCAGAGACCUGAUUCCCCCAAAACACACAAACGCACCUUUGUGAGAACCACCUCUGUUCCGCUGAAAACGGGCUCCACGGCCCAGUCGGACACUACCUGGUUAACAAAUUGGUCAGUGUAUAUCCGUGCAGCUGUCCGCAAAGAAAAAGGUUUACCAAUUCUUGUUGAGCUGUUGCGAAUAGACAAUGACCGUGUGGUAUGUGCCAUUGCUACAGCUUUAAGAAACAUGGCCUUAGAUGUCAGAAACAAGGAACUUAUAGGCAAGUAUGCUAUGCGGGAUCUGGUCCAUCGUCUUCCUGGUGGUAACAACAGCAACAGCAAUUCAGUAAGCAAGGCCAUGUCUGAUGAUACAGUGACUGCCAUAUGUUGUACCCUACAUGAAGUUAUAACUAAAAACAUGGAGAAUGCCAAAGCCUUACGUGAUGCAGGAGGGAUUGAAAAACUUGUUGGGAUUGCAAAGAGUAAAGGCGACAAGCACUCAGCAAAGGUGGUAAAAGCAGCCUCUCAGGUUCUUAACAGCAUGUGGCAAUACAGAGAUCUACGGAGCCUUUAUAAGAAGGAUGGAUGGUCACAGUAUCACUUUGUUGCCUCAUCCUCCACAAUAGAGAGGGACAGACAAAGACCAUACUCUUCUUCUCGUACGCCUUCUAUCUCACCCGUCCGAAUGUCUCCCAACAACCGUUCAGCAAGUGCCCCAGCUUCACCUCGGGAAGUGAUCAGCCUAAAAGAAAGAAAGGCAGACUAUGAUUCAACUGGAAUAAAUAACAGCUACCAUGGAAAUAAAGGCGAACAUACUUCUCGAAAAGAUACCAUGGCAGCUCAGAUUUCUGGAACUGCAACUUUGUACAGGAAUGCCUUUGGUACAACUAGUGAAGAUAUCAAGCACAAUCAGGUUGGAACCCAGCCAGUCCCUCAAGAGGCUAGUAGAAAAGAAUAUGAAACAUAUCAGCCUUUUCAGAAUUCCACAAGGACUUAUGAGGAGUCCUUCUUUGAAGACCAAGUACAACACCGUCCACCAGUCAGUGACUACAACAUGCACUUGGGUCUUAAAUCCACUGGAAACUAUGUUGACUUCUAUUCAGCUGCUCGUCCAUACAGUGAACUCAACUAUGAGACUAGCCACUAUCCUGCAUCUCCAGAUUCCUGGGUCUAGGACAUGACCAAGAAGCAAGGAUCCAAGAACCAUGCAUGUGCAUGCAUAUCACAAGACAUUCUCCAGCAAGUUUAGUUUGUUAAAGCCUGUUCCAUAGAAUGGCCUUAAUUACUCUAGUGAUGAUCAUGUUUAUAAUGCUUAAAAGACAACAGUGAGAGGGAUAACCCUAAACCAGCUCAUUACAAAAAAUGUACUUCUGUUGAUGAAGGUAAAAUAGCUGUUUGGGGUCCACAUAAUAGCUCUAUAUACUUCGUUAAUGAGAAAAAACAGAAUUAAAAUCAACAGUUAAGGAUGAAAGGUUAGGUCAAGCACAAGUUAAUGACCAGCUUACAAAAAGUUUGUGGGGAAAGGCUUAUCAUGUUUUGUUGAUCACUUACAUUCAUUGUGAAUUAAGGCUUCAAGUUGCAUUUUGGGGUUCCCUCUGGAUGUUUCUUGCCUUUUGUUAAUGCUUUGUUGUAAAGUAAUUGAUGUACAUUACAGAUAAAAAGUGCAUUGUGUAUAUUACACCAAUGCUGCAGUGUUUUCUUCAUCUAUGGUUCUGAAUAUUGCUUCGAUUUCACACUUUCAAGAACUAUCUGAAAGUUGCAGACCUUUUUCCUGAAGUCAAAUUUAACAAAACAAAGGAAAAAAAAUAACAGUAUUGUUUGUUCUGAUAUGUGAAUUUGUGUGUGGCAACUAAGCAAAGCAUUCAGAGGUUUCUGACAAUUAACAUACAUCAUUCAACACUCCUGGUCAACAAUAUGCUUUUUCACUGCCUAAGAUUUUAGAUGUAGAUAUUUGAAUAGGUUUUUCACUAUAACAAGUUUCUUUAUGACAAUACAGUGUUAAAAUAAAUUAAAAUGAUCAGUCAUCCAUAUUUACAAAACUGUCUUUUCCAUGAAUAAAUACCUGCUUUUGUAUGUGUGUGUGUGCAAGUUCUGUAGGUAUGUAUGUGUGCUUGUAUGUGAUUAGGAAUGUAUAUAUAAACACAGGACACAGCUGUGCCAAACAGUUUCUAUUAUCAGCAAAACUCUUCUUGAAUAGAUUGGGUUUGGCUAGCUUUCUUUUCUCAUUGUGACAGACUGCAAUUGCUUUUUCAAUUCCUUCAUUUGGGUUGAGGAAGCUGCUAGGUAUUCGUAGAAUAUACUACUGGUUUUCAGACACAUCUAAUAAGUUAGACAUACAGUAAUGGUUAUAAUGUACCAUGGAAAAUAGAUAUAUAAAAUGUACAUAACAUAAAUUAGUGUAAAUGUUUUCUUUUUCAAAUAGAAAAGGUAAUUUUAAUUCAACUUAUUACUGUUUUUCCGACAUUUGAUUUUAUUUUAUUUUUUUUAUUAUUGUGCCAUGGCAUCAAUUUCUUUUAAAUGAAUGGCCUAGAAAUAAGAAGCCUCUGUUAUAUCAGCUAGUUUAUUCUUGAGUGGAUUAUUCCCAUUUAAAUGACAGCUAUUAUUUUGAAAAGACCUUACUGAUGCUUCUGUGACAGACAUUACCCUUUACAUACAUAUAUAUUCUGCUGUUUAAUAUGUCUAUCUGUAACAAACCUUUUUGUUUUUGUUAUUAUAAUAAAAGUUGUUAAAAUGUACUCUACAUUAAUUAUAUUCCAUUUAGGCCAGAUAUGUUUCCAUCGCUUGACAUUACUGCCUCCUUAAGUAUCAUAAUGUGAUAGCACCUGUGCUUGUGGUAUAACAGUCAUCUUUUUCAGAGUAACAAGUUGUAAUGAUGGCGAUGACAGUGAAAAAGGUAUAGGCUAUACAUAUAAGAGGCAUGUCACCUGAAUAGAUCACUGGUGGGAUCUUGUGACCAUUUUCCUGGUUCCAUAUGUACAGACACCAGAUGAUGAUUAUAACAGAUAAGCAUUUUUUGUCAAUAUUUUUGGCAGACCUGUUGCUGAGCUUUACUGUAUACUGUAUACAGCAGAAAUCGUAGGUUGUUGAAACAACUGUGAAGUUGGAAAAUAGACUGAUGAAAUAAUCAGUGAACUAUAAUAAACAUAAAAUCAUAGUCCAUGAUUAGCACGGCUUAAUCAAUGAGGAUGUUUGCACUAAUAUCAUACCUGGGCUAGUCUUCUCAACUUUUAAGUAGCCAAAAAUAUAAUGUUUCCAUUUAGCUUCUUGUGGAAAUAAUUUAAUGCAGUUUCUUUUAGUGCUAACCAUAAGAUGUCAUACAGCACUGUUGUACAUCUACAGAUAAUUUCAACACAGGCUAAUAAAUGUUAUGACUUUUACUACCACUCUCUUGUGCAAUAAGUAUGUGUUGCAGGUUUUUUCCACUUUUAAAAGCUGAUUUCUUCCAGAGCACAUAAGCUUGGUAAAAUAACAAAGAAUACUAAAACAGUUAUUGUUUAUAAAAGAAAUGGAUAACAGGUUACUGAAGUGUAGUUUCCCCUGUUUUGGGCACAUACCAGUUUUAUUUGUCUUUCUGUCAAGUCAUGUUGGCACUUCAAUAGCACCUGGAGAAGGAUCCUUAACAAACUGUGAACGUACAUGUGAAAUGUUUUAAGUUAAUCAAAUAAAACAUAUUACUACCAA
This is a messenger RNA of Protopterus annectens (West African lungfish), 6465 nucleotides long. It is a transcript of the gene CTNND2, whose product is annotated as catenin delta 2. The transcript is spliced from 22 exons. Gene Ontology annotation, molecular function: cadherin binding. Gene Ontology annotation, biological process: cell-cell junction assembly; cell-cell adhesion; dendritic spine morphogenesis. The record is from RefSeq and is a predicted model, not a curated record. NCBI's taxonomy places the organism in Eukaryota, Metazoa, Chordata, Ceratodontiformes, Protopteridae. Bases 443 to 3958 code for a protein of 1171 amino acids. Gene Ontology annotation, cellular component: postsynaptic density; adherens junction; nucleus.